This is a messenger RNA of Darwinula stevensoni, 3927 nucleotides long. Lineage: Eukaryota; Metazoa; Arthropoda; Ostracoda; Podocopida; Darwinulidae. The record is from the annotation of a GenBank genome assembly.
AUGGGAACGCGAAGCUCUGCCUCCAGUGCGUCGCCCACCCACCCGUCACUCGGGAAAUCGCCUGGAACGCCGGGGUUUCAGGAAUUCCGGACGGAUCUCUUGGCCUAUCAUGUUCCGGAUUUCGUGAUCGGCACGAGAAAGACCGGCCCGCACACUGUGCAUCUGGAUGGCACCUGCAUGUUCAUUGACAUCAGCGGUGACGCUGUGUUCGCCAUCUGGGAAGCUCGCGGCAAAAACUGGUGCCAACUGGUCCAUGUCGUCAUCUGUUGUGCCAUGCAGAUUCAGGCCACUUGUGCCAAUUGGAAAACUUCAUUUCCGGACAUCAAACUCAACGUGAAAAUCGGGAUAGCAGCGGGGCCGAUCACGUUGAUCUUCUUCGGGAACAAGAACUUCAAAAGCUUCAUCGAAUGCGGACCAGCAGUGGAUGCAGUGAACAAGGCAGAAUCCCAGUGCAUGGCAGGGGAGGUGGUGCUCUCUCAUCAGACGUGGAUCAUGUUCUGUCUCCCCAUUUGGUACAACCACGAGAUCUGCGCGGAUAGAAAACACGUGAAGAUCAAGCACAUCCAGACCAACCCAAUGAAAAUUGAAUUGCAACCUGGAGAACUCCAGGAGAGGGAGGCAGUCUCCUUCGCAGUCAAGAACAACAUGUGGAGGAAACUCGUUCCUUACGUCAUUCCACCAGUACUCAAACAAGUGAUGGAUGGGCUGGAAGGUUUCAUGGCAGAGAUGAGACAGGCAACAAUCAUGUUUAUCAAACUCGAGGAGAAGCACACGGAGACAGACGAUAAAUCCAUCAUCCUCACGGCUACUUUCAAUAUCAUUGUGGAGCACAUGGUCCAGAACAAGGGGAUGAUGACAAAGGUUUUCAUGUUCGAUAAGGGGAUGCUCUUCCUGUGUGUCUUCGGGCUUCCUGGCUAUAAACAGACGGACGAGUGUGCAGUGGCUCUCCGGACAGGCCAUGCCGUCAAAUCCGACCUCGAGAAAUUGGGCAACAUCGAAAGCGCCUCGAUCGGCAUCGCCACAGGCCUCACGUAUUGUGGCGUUGUAGGCCAUGCAUACAGGCACGAAUACACUGUGAUCGGAAGGAAGGUGAAUCUAGCAGCCCGGUUGAUGACCAGCUACCCUUCCAAACUGACUUGCGAUUAUGACACUCACAACUGCUCCAAGUUGCCUCCAAGUUCUUUCCAGAAGCUGGAACUUAUCCCUCUGAAAGGCUUUGCUGACGUCGGCCCCAUUUACGAAUUCCUCGGGGUUAUCGAGCAGUCGACGACAGACCUGGCGAUCCGCAGUUUCCGUCUCCCGAUGAUCGACCGACACAAGCUCAUCAUGGUCGUUCUCAGGCAGCUUUUGACGAGAAUCCCCUCUCAUUUCGUCAUCAUCUACGAAGGCUCGAUUGGGAUGGGGAAGACUCGUCUCCUUGACUCCAUCCUCCUGGAGGUGACUUUCCGGAAUAUGGCCUUCAUUGGCAUCUCAGUGACUCACGACGAAUCUCCGAAGCCAUAUCAUGUCCUCGCACGAAUCCUUCUGCAGGUUGCAAAGGCGACGAAUUCGAGGUUGAUGAUCGUGGUGGACAAUGCCCACUCCAUGGAUCGAGAGACUUGGGAAUGGGUUGAGCACGUGGCUCAAUUGAAGCCCAAGCUCUUCAUUGUGGUUCUCACUCUAGAUUCCGUCACUUCCCGAUUCAUCCACAAGGCAGCUGUGGAAGAGUUCUUGAAGAGCGAUCUCAUCCUUCGGAUGACCAUAGAUUCCCUAACCAACGAAGUCCUUGCCACCCUUGCCUGCCAGUUUCUCAGUGUUGCUGCUGUGUCUUGGAAAAUCGUCGAUUUGCUUCAGAAGAAGAGUGACGGAAACCCAGGCUGGUGUGAGGAAGUGCUGAAACAGCUGCGAGAUCGAGACUUAGUCACCAUAGAGCCCCUCGACGCCCACCCUGGAUCAAACCUCAUCUUUGGAGACACACAUUACCUCAUGGAGAGACAGAGGGUUCGUGCGGAAGACACAAUGUCCUCUCUACACGCCCCCCAGUUCACCCUCACCGAAAAUGAGCGCAAGUUUUCCUUCAUUCCAUACGAAUCGGAGGAGUCGACGAAGACGGAAGCUGCAGAGACAAGGAAAAACUUAGAAGGAAAGCAAGUUCCGCUGAAGGAAAGCAAGCUCCAGGAGAAAGAAGCCGAGGCCCAGCCCGGAUUCCCACCUGAAUCACUGGUGAAUACUCUCCAGGAUUAUCCCUUCGAGAUCACGCAUAAAGCCGAAGAUCUGUUUCUCAAGUGUGAUGAACGUUCAACUUACAAAGAGGACGAGUUGGUAGAAGUUAUGAGUCUUCCAGAGAAACUUGAUAAUAUGGUAUCCUCUUCUUCUCUACAAGAAGCCGCUUUCGUUUCCGAAGGAGUCACUUUGGAAAAUCUUCCAUUCGUGGGCGAUAUGAAAGAUAUGGUGCUUUCGCGACUGGAUGAACUGAGUCACUUCCAGCUUUUUUACCUCAAAUGCGCGGCCGUGCUUGGAGAUUUUUUCAACGUUUUCCUUCUCCGGAAAAUGCUUUCAGACAUUCCCGACGACAAAUUCAUACGAAGGUUUUCUGGAAUUCGAGCCAUCAGUCUGGGAGAUCGAACGAACAUCGGACCUCCUCCUCUCAUGGCGAAACUUAUCUCAGAUCCCAGCAAUCGACUCAUGUGCGAUUGCAUCGUCGAGAGAGGUGGUCACCCGAUGGACAUGGAGGUGUAUUGCCCCAUCUUCCGUUUUACGAAUCCCCUCCUAAGAGAGGCAGCUUACGAGAUCUUGACAGACGACCAACGGAAGUCUCUGCAUAUCGAGGCUGCCAACAUCUUGGAGACGUUUGACAUGACCUGCAAGGACUGCGGAGGGGAAGAGUACGUGAGCUGGAAAGAGGCCAAAAUGGACCGGGGGAAAGAGACCCGGUACAAGAUCAGUCAAGCGCCGUGGCUCGAAAAAGGAGUGAUGCGAAACAAACCCUAUCGCCUUCCACGCGAACUCACCCCGCAGGGCAUCUGCUGGCGAAGGGGCAAACGCGAGACGGUCACCGACCGGAGAUGGAAGGGAUUUGGACCGAGGAUCCUACUGAUACGGAGAGGGAGGAAACGGGAAGGGAGACGGGAUCACGUGUCCGUAGAGAAGCAAUUCAUCCAGAAGGGGAAAAGGGGAGCAGUCGUGAUUCUGGGGGAACAAGCUGAGAUAGACGGGAGGAAAGCUGGUGUCAGUGAUCCCUCGGAGAUGCCUUUAAGAACGUCGGCAGGCUCCGGCUAUUAUUUCAUGGAUUCCCCUCCUGGGAUCACGAGGUUCAGCACGAAAGAAAGCAUCCUGUUUGAACCUGAGAGAGAAGGCGGCUCGAGCUCGAAAAUCAGUCCAGGGAUGUGUUAUCAGAGCAUCAGAGACCUCUCGGUGCCCAGGCAGGUGUCACCAACGACGACCCUGGCAAUGAACCGAAGUACUGAAUGCUUCCGCUUCCGUUGCACUUCUCCCUGUCAUCACCUACGACACUCAGCGGGUUGGCGAAAGUCCACGCAAGACGGUUUGGAAAGGGAGCACGGGGGUCGAGGCUCACAAUUCCUAAUUGGUGCUGGAGAAGCCAACCCCUCCUUCCCAUUCCAAGGGUUGGCCCCACAGCAGGCUAGAGGACUCAGGGCCAUCGGGGAACUGCCGGAAAUUGUCACCUGGAUCACCAACUUCGUCCAGGGUUAUGAUCGAGAGGACGUUAUGGGACAAGGGCAGGGGCCAGAUGUCAAUCAACAGGGGCCCAGACGUUUUGCUCAUACCAAUUGGAUGCAGACAUCCCGUCGAUUCAGUGACUUGCGAGAAGAGAAGCGACAAUUCGCGAUCACGACGGUGAGUCCGAACCAAUAUUUUCCCUCCACAAGAGUUCAAGAAUUUCUUCAAGAGCUCGAUGCUUUCGGCGAGCAUACUAGCCCGAAGUGA